AUGGCGCUGAAUCAGCAACAGCCGACGCCGCGUGGCCGCGCGCAAUCGUGUGCCCCAGCAGCACGAAUAUUAUUCAUGGAGGAUGCCGACGCUGACCUGGAGGGCUCCCGAUUGAACGACAGCCUCGUGGUGGGGACAUUGUCGCCGCCGUUGAAAGGCCAGCAACAAGCAGCGAACGGCGCAGAGACAUCAUCCGACGAGAACCGCGCUCCGUCGCCAAACCAGACACACUCGUCAUCACGCUCAAGAGCAAAAGCACACUCGUUUUCAUACAAUGCAAGUGGUGCACACGCCUCGUUGACUCGGGCGACCGGAUUGCUCGAACACGCGCCCCGAUUGGAGCGAUUGGACGUCAGCGCGCUUGGCGCCAAGUUGGAAAACCUCAAUCUGCACUUGUCUGAAUCGAGCGCCUUGCCGACACCGGACUCGGCGAGCAUCCAUUUCCUAGGAUUUGCAUUCCCACAGCCAUGCACCGCAACGUUGCCGAACGAGUUUGCCGCGGCCGAACCAACGAGCCGAGCGCGAUUCGAGUCCUCGGAGGUGUCCGAUUUGAGCAGCCAACUUGACAAGACGCUGCUCUUGGCGGACGAUGAUGGCAGCACCGCAAUGGUAACGGGAACGCCACCUCGAGGCUAUGGGGCUGAGAGUGGCCGUGGCGACGAUGAUUUUGACGGCGAUGACAGCGACGACGCGGACACUGAGGCGAGCGAUUUGAACGCAACACUGUUGGCAACCUCCCCGACCGUCAAGCUCAACCUCCGCCCGGGGUUUUCGCGCAGCAAUUCCAGCCUUUCCUCGGCUAGCUCGUCUCAGGUGAGUUCGCCAGUUCCGAAUGCGACUCCGCCGCUGGGAUUCGGCGUUGAGCAAGGCAGCGAGCAAGCGCGGCUGGCAUGGCUGUCAAGUAUUCUGCCCAGUCGUCUAGCAGCGUUUUCUCCCACCCUAGAGCAGACUACUACCACCAGCAGUAGUAGUGCAAAUAUCAAACAACCAGCGACCGCUGCCGGGUCUGGCAGCAACACGCACCCUGCUCCGGGUUCCGCGGCUUCUUCCGUCUCGGGACCAUGUAUUGAUGACUUUGAAGUCAUCAAGCCCAUUAGCCGUGGUGCCUUUGGCAAGGUGUUUCUGUCAGCGCGCUGCAGGCCGGACGCGUCCGAGACCGGAGAGGAUGCAGCAACGCCUCAGAAUUUAUUUGCCAUCAAAGUCAUCAAGAAGGAGGACAUUGUUCGCAAAAACAUGCUGCAGCAGGUGAUUGCCGAGCGCAAUGCCCUGGCGGUGUCCACCAACCAGUUUAUCGUCAAGCUGUUCUACUCGUUCCAGUCACAACACCACGUGUUUCUCGUCAUGGAGUUCCUGGUUGGCGGAGAUUUGUCCUCGUUGCUCCAGGUCGUCGGCUGCAUGGACGAGCGGCCAAUGGUUUUGUUCUACAUGUCCGAAAUCAUGAUUGCGCUCGAGUAUCUGCACUCGAAAGGCAUUGUGCAUCGCGAUUUGAAACCGGACAAUGUUUUGAUUGAUUCGUCCGGGCACAUCAAGCUGAGCGACUUUGGGCUGUCUUCUUUGCCACAAAACAAGCGCAUGCUGAGUGCGACCGAUCUGUUCAACAGCACGCCCCAUCGACCAGUGUCAAUGUUCAGCCGAUCAGCCUCGUCCAUGUCCCAACUCUCCUUUACAGCUUCCAGGACGCCGGGUCAAAUUCGGUCCAUUACGAGCGACUUUUGCUCUCUCAGUCAAAACACGCCAGCAGCCCUGCAGCGCUGUGGCUCAUCGCUCGAAAUGACCAGUUCCGCACGAUUUUUGCAUCGCAUCAAACGGAGCGUUUCGGUGGAUUCGACCUCCGGCUCGAUCUACAAAAUGCACCAGCAGCAAGCGAUGCAGGCAUCUCAAACAUCAACGCCAGGACCCAGCUUGCAUUCUUGGGGGGAAGAAUCAGUUGAGGCUAUGGCCGGCAGCGAGCCCCAGCAGCCUUCCACCAAACGCACGCUGACAAGUGUCAACGAGACGACAGCGCAAUCCGCACCCUCGGCUGCAACCAACCCAUUUGAAUGGCCACCGUCGUACUUUGAAACCUCGCUUGGGAGCUGUGCCCCAACACCACAGAAGGCGACUCUUUCUCAGCAGCCGAACUUUGUCACCAUGACACCGCAGGCUGGUCGUUCAUAUGGCCUUGAAGAAAACUCGUGGGCGCAUAUUCCUGCCACAACAGGACGCAAGCCCAAGGUGGGCUUGGCGAAAGCGCGCACCAACAGGCCCGUACUUGGCACACCAGACUAUCUUGCUCCUGAAAUCAUUCGAGGGCAACAGCACACACUAGCGGUAGACUUUUGGGCUCUCGGCGUGUGCUUGUACGAGUUGCUACUGGGCUGUCCACCAUUCAAUGCGGAUAGCGAGGAGGAGAUUUUCGAUAACAUUUUGAGCCGAGCAAUUCCGUGGCCCGAGGACGAUAGUGCCUUGUCACCCGAGGCCUUUUCGUUGAUCAAUAUGCUACUCAGCGAUGAUCCUUUUGCUCGGUUCAAUGUCCGCCUGAUCAAGAAGCAUGCGUUCUUUGCAGACGUUGACUGGAGCGCCGUUCAUACACAAGAGCCUCCGUUUGUACCGACUCCUGCUGGAAGUACCGACACGAGUUAUUUUGAUGCUCGCAAUUCUGCCCAAAAUCUCCGCUUCUCUGCCUUCGCCAGUGAAUGAGCCAGCAGCAUUCAGUUUGUUGUUUUGGACAAUUCCGUUUUGUUUUCGUUUGGUUAUCGG
Molecule: messenger RNA, 2739 nt
Organism: Capsaspora owczarzaki ATCC 30864
Lineage: Eukaryota; Filasterea; Ministeriida; Capsasporidae
Product: serine/threonine kinase
Exons: 5
Coding region: 1-2679 (892 amino acids)
Biological process (GO): intracellular signal transduction; peptidyl-serine phosphorylation
Cellular component (GO): nucleus
Molecular function (GO): ATP binding; protein serine/threonine kinase activity
Source: RefSeq, a predicted model, not a curated record